Phoenix dactylifera (date palm) is the source of this 2830-nucleotide messenger RNA. RefSeq names its product transporter associated with antigen processing protein 2 (gene ABCB27). Gene Ontology annotation, cellular component: mitochondrial inner membrane. The record is from RefSeq and is a predicted model, not a curated record. Gene Ontology annotation, molecular function: ATP hydrolysis activity; ATP binding; ABC-type oligopeptide transporter activity. Gene Ontology annotation, biological process: oligopeptide export from mitochondrion. NCBI's taxonomy places the organism in Eukaryota, Viridiplantae, Streptophyta, Magnoliopsida, Arecales, Arecaceae.
GAACAAAGUGAGGGUUCCGGCGGCUGAGAAGGUACGGGUGGUCCCAUUAAAUUGGAAUAUCAAAAAGGAGGUCGGCGACUGCGUGCUUUUGGAACUUAGCUCUCUGUUGGAAUCCACUCCCGACCUCUCCUUGCCCGGACUCCAAGUCAACAACUAUGUCUCCGGAUCCAGAGUUACAUAUAAUCUCCACUCUCCGUGUGGCCUCUUGAGAGAGGAGAGAAAGGAAGGGCAUCGGUUCUGGGAGGAGAUAAGAAGGCUUUCGAUGGGAAAGAAUCUAAGGAUCAAGACCGCGGCGAGCCAGAGAGUCCCUUUGUUGAACCACGAGGAACCAUCCAGUCGUGCUGUCUCAGAUCUUGAGCAUGGUGAUUCUGUUCAGCCGGCGAAUGUUGGAUUUUGUAGGGUUUUACGGCUGGCAAAACCUGAUGCGGGGAAACUGGUUUUUGCUACGAUAGCGUUGCUUAUAGCAUCUACAACCAGUAUUCUGAUUCCAAAGUACGGUGGUAUGAUUAUAGACAUUGUAUCAAAAGAUAUCCGAGAACCUGAACAACAAGCUGAAGCUUUAGAUGCUGUCAAGAAUACCAUAUUAGAGAUCGUGCUGAUCGUUGUCAUAGGAUCAAUUUGCAGUGCACUACGGGCAUGGUUGUUUAAUUCUGCCAGUGAAAGGGUAGUUGCUCGAUUGAGAAAAGAUUUGUUUAGUCAUCUUAUAAACCAAGAAAUAGCAUUUUAUGAUGUGACCCGAACAGGGGAGCUCCUAAGUAGACUCUCUGAAGAUACACAAAUUAUAAAAAAUGCGGCAACAACCAAUCUGUCAGAGGCCUUGCGUAGUAUUGCUACCACUCUUAUUGGUCUUUGUUUUAUGUUCUCAACAUCGUGGAAAUUAACAUUAUUGGCACUUGCUAUUGUGCCGGCUAUAUCUGUUGCUGUGCGUAAGUUUGGGCGUUAUCUUCGUGAACUUUCUCAUAAAACUCAAGCUGCAGCAGCUGUAGCUUCAUCAAUAGCUGAGGAAUCUUUUGGAGCCAUACGCACAGUCAGGUCCUUUGCUCAGGAGGUUUAUGAAAUUUCACGAUACUCUGAGAAAGUGGAUGAAACAUUGAAGCUAGGACUCAAACAGGCUAAAGUUGUUGGUCUUUUUGCUGGAGGACUCAAUGCAGCAUCAACAUUGUCAGUUGUCGCUGUAGUAGUUUAUGGAGCUAAUCUGACCAUCACUGGGUCUAUGACUACUGGUGCUCUUACAUCAUUCAUUCUUUACAGCCUUACAGUUGGUUCGUCAGUGUCUGCUCUAUCAGGAUUAUAUACAACAACAAUGAAAGCUGCAGGUGCAAGCCGAAGAGUUUUUCAGCUUCUUGAUCGUGUCUCCUCCAUGCCAAAAUCAGGAGAUACAUGCCCCCUAGGUGACGAAGAUGGAGAUGUUGAGCUGGAUGAUGUCUGGUUUGCUUAUCCUUCUCGCCCCACUCAUAUGGUGCUUAAGGGAAUUACAUUGAAGUUGAGGCCUGGCUCAAAGGUUGCCCUUGUUGGGCCAAGUGGUGGUGGAAAAACUACUAUAGCAAAUUUAAUUGAACGGUUCUAUGACCCUCUAAAGGGAAAGGUCUUACUAAAUGGAGUUCCAUUGGUAGAAGUAUCACAUGAGCAUCUACACAGACAGGUUAGCAUUGUUAGCCAGGAACCUGUCCUUUUUAACUGCUCUGUUGAAGAAAAUAUAGCUUAUGGAUUUGAUGGCAAAGCCAGCAGUACUGACAUCGAAAAUGCUGCUAAAAUGGCAAAUGCACACGAAUUUGUAUCUAAAUUUCCUGAACAAUAUAAGACCCAUGUUGGGGAACGAGGGAUAAGACUUUCUGGUGGCCAGAAACAGAGAAUAGCAAUUGCAAGAGCUUUAUUGAUGAACCCACGGGUUCUUCUCUUGGAUGAAGCUACAAGUGCAUUGGAUGCUGAAAGUGAACAUCUGGUUCAGGAUGCGAUGGAUUCUCUAAUGAAGGGAAGGACUGUUCUUGUCAUAGCACACAGGCUCUCAACUGUCAAGAGUGCAGACACUGUAGCUGUGAUAUCUGAUGGUCAGAUAGCUGAAAGUGGUACUCACGAUGAACUUCUGAGUAAAAAUGGCAUCUAUACUGCAUUGGUGAAGAGACAACUGCAAGGACCUAGAUAUGAAUCUAGUGUAGCACCUGAUGAGCAGAAUUAAAGACUAACUUGGUUUGUCCAUGCCUUACUAAACAUCAAAACAACAAAUAUAAUUUGUUAAGUAGCAUGCAUUAUUCAGUAACCAUAUACAUACAAGUACCCUCCACUGUGGCAAUAUCAAUGUAAUGGUGCCACAGGUUUACUGUUGGAUGAUUUUAUUGAGCUACACUUCAGCCUUUGAACCUGCUUUCUGCUGCAUUUUCUUAAGCAAUCCCAGUGCCCAACUUUCAACAGCAAUGCCCACCAAUGAAAGACAACUGGACUGGAACAUUCUCAAGAGUUGUGCAGGUCAAAAAUGUAAAUACCAGGAAUCUCAUGUGCUCACAGGGCAGAGAUCUGGUUAGAUGCCUUCAGAUUAUACUCUGGACUAUUUGACAUCAUUUUGGUUAUUUACAAAUUGAUACCGGAACAAUCAGGCAUUCCAGUCCAACUGUUUGCCAAUCACAGCAGUAGUGAUUGAAUCAUACUGGUCAGUCUGGCCGAGAAGCCGGGAUAAGAACUUGUUUCUUUGUUCAAAGUCAAGCUGUUGCUAUUUUUGUCUUUGUGCUCAGCCUACUCUUUUGUAUGAAACUCAACAUGCCUUUCUAUAUGUAUCUUAGUGGAAGGCUGUUUGUGCUGCUCUUAAACUAUAAGCUUCCAUGCUUGCUCUUUUUAA